Oryza sativa Japonica Group (Japanese rice) is the source of this 1504-nucleotide messenger RNA. The record is from RefSeq and is a predicted model, not a curated record. NCBI's taxonomy places the organism in Eukaryota, Viridiplantae, Streptophyta, Magnoliopsida, Poales, Poaceae.
UCUACUCGCACUCGCCGCCGCUGCCGUUCCCCAUCCCAAGUCCCAGACCAAACAAUGUCGACGCCUAGCCAGAAGAAGAGGAGGAGUAAGGGGAAGGACGGCGCGGUGGCGCCGGUGGGACUGAGGCUUAAUCGCCUGGGUCGUGCUUCUCCUCGCGAGGCCGCCGGGAAGCCGGUGUACCUUGCGGUGGAGCACGACGAUGACCAGGAGGUGCCCGCGCACUCCAUCGUCGAGCUCGGCGGCGGCGGCGGCGGCGGCGAAGCCCACCUUGUGCUUCACAACGUCCGCGGGAUGUCCUUCGCCACCGUGGAGUCGCGCUACGGGCCCCGGAUCGUAGGCGUCGGCGGCAAGUUGUUCACCACGGUGUACGACCCCAAGACCUCGAUGGAGAUCCCCGGCCCCUUCCUCGUCGAGCCUAAGCUCCGGCCCGUCCUCAUCCCGCGGGGCAGCAAGCUGUAUGCGCUCUCCCGAACCCCUUCCGUCGUGCCCGGCCUCGACUUCCUGCCCUGGUUCGUGUACCUCGACCUCAACUACGUCUUGGUCGCCCCUCACGACGCGAGAACCAUGGGAUGGCACCACUUGCCGCCGCCGCCCAUCUUCCCUGUCCGCCUCAACCCGCUCGAGUACCGUGACCCGCCGGAGGUCCGCGUCGCCUCCUACGCCGUGGUCGGCUCCCACAUACUGCUCUCCGUGCAGCAAGACAAGGGCACCUGCGCUUUCGACAUGGACACCAACCAGUGGGAUAUGGUGGACGCCAACAACUUGCCUUUCAUCGGCAAGGCUGUUCCCCUUGGUGGCCACCUCUUCAUUGCCCGCUCCAUAGCCAAUGGCGGUGCUGCUGCAGUGUACGACAUCAGGGUCUUCCCCUUACAGCCAACAAGUUCAGGGUCACACAAGACGGAGUUGUCCAUCCUCAACAUCCCCGUGGUGUCCAAGGGCAUUGUUCCAGGGCAGCUUUUCUGCUCCUUGGGGAAGGGCAUCUUCUCUUCCAUCGACGUUCGAUCUGCUGCUACUCCUGGUCCAGACGCCAAGCUGCAUAAAGCGCGUAUCGUUCAUCGCACCUACUCUCAGGUUGGAGGGGAUGACACUGAGGACAAUAAUUAUACUGUCAUAACCAAACAGCACAGACAGAUUUACAAACUUAUUGAUCGGACUCGUCAUUUGGCUCAUCCUUCGCCGGUUGUUGCUGCUUUAACUAUGGAAGCAGAAUGACCAUGUGAAGGUUUGAACGAACAGUGGCAAGACUAGGCUGUAUUUGGACUGAAACUGUCCACUAUGAUGAAUGUAAGUUUGGUGAAAGCAGCAGUAAUUUAGCAGCUAUAAUUUUAGAUUUGGUGUUUCAUGCGAAAUUUGACUUGGUUUUGGUUAUGCAUCUGCUUGAACUAGACAACUUCUCCGGUGUCUGUUGUCUUGUUUAUGGUAAUUUGUGGCUAGCAAUGGAAUCGUUAUGGAUCCUUAUAAAUAUGCUUAUAUUCGUUGGUGAAGCCACGGGUUCUGUUUGAAA